Rhinolophus ferrumequinum (greater horseshoe bat) is the source of this 362-nucleotide messenger RNA. Its product is annotated as cytochrome c oxidase subunit 6B2. NCBI's taxonomy places the organism in Eukaryota, Metazoa, Chordata, Mammalia, Chiroptera, Rhinolophidae. The record is from RefSeq and is a predicted model, not a curated record. Gene Ontology annotation, cellular component: mitochondrion; respiratory chain complex IV; mitochondrial crista. The transcript is spliced from 3 exons. The coding region runs from base 1 to 261 and encodes 86 amino acids.
AUGUUAAACUGUGAGAAGCCCCCCAGUGGGCGGUGGCGUACGCCGCCCUUCGAUCCACGCUUCCCCAACCAGAACCAGACCCGCAACUGCUGCAAGAACUUCCUGGACUACCACGGCUGCAUGAAGAAAAUGAACCGCCGCGGGAAGAGCACGCAGCCCUGCGAGUACUACUUCCGCGUGUUCCACUCGCUGUGCCCCAUAAGCUGGGUGCAGCGCUCGACCCAGCAGAUCAAGAACGGGAACUUCGCGGGCAAAAUCUGACUACCUGAGCUCUGCUCCUCCGGGAGAUCGGCCCCAGUGGCCCCGGUGGCCCCCAUCCACUCCUCUCCCAGAGACCCCGCCCCCCCACACCCAGUCUCUAA